Molecule: messenger RNA, 1038 nt
Organism: Acanthosepion pharaonis
Lineage: Eukaryota; Metazoa; Mollusca; Cephalopoda; Sepiida; Sepiidae
Source: the annotation of a GenBank genome assembly
AUGCAACAUCUUCUUUACGGUCAUGGCUCUCUACCACUUCCUCUCUUUUGGGUAUCAGAGGGAUCUACUGUUCUACGUUUAUGCGUCAUCUUUCUUAUGAACACGGCUCUCUACCACUUACUCUCUUUUGUAGUCCAUUUUUUUCUUUCUAAUUCGCUUAAUUUUUUUUUAUUUUUCAUUUUAUCCGUUUCCUUUUUCACUCUUUGUUUUCUUUCCUUUUUCUUUCUUUCUUUCGUUCUUUCUUUUCGUUAUUGUUUUCUUCCUCUUUCUCUUAGAUCUUAUUGUAUUGUUUACCUUUUUCCUUUCUUUCUAACUAAUCAUUUACUCAUAUUUCCUGUCAAUCAAAUUUCGCUACUGCUCCUUUCUUUCUUUCUUUCUUUCUUUCUUUCUUUCUUUCUUUCUUUCUUUCUUAAAUCCAGCAUUACUCUUCUUUCUUUCUUUCUUUCUUUCUUUUCGUUGCUUUUCUUUUCCUUCUACUCUUUCUUUCUUUGCUACUCCAUCGUGAUUAUGUUCUUUCUUUCUUUCUUUUUCAUUAUUCUUAUCCCAUUACCCUACCUGUCUUUAUUAACUUCUUCUUUUCCUAAUUCCUAUCUUUCUAAUCUCCUAGCUGCUUCUUUUUUCUUUCUUUCUUUCUUAUUUUCAUUUUUCUUUCUUUCUUUUCUUUCUUUUCUUUCUUGCUUAGUUUAUUAUUAUUUUUUUCUUCGAUCUUUUUGUUGGAUUUUUCUUUCUUUCUUUUUCUCCUCUUUCUUUUCACAUUUCCUUAUUUUUCUAAUCUUGCUUUCAUUCUCCCCUUUGGGUUUUUUGAUCUUGACUCGUUUUUCUUUUUUCUCUCUUUCUAACUCUCCGUUUUUUUUGGGUUUUUUUUUUGCAUUUUAUUUGUUUUUCUUUCUUUCUUUCUUUCUUUCUUUCUUUCUUUCUUUCAGUCUUUUGAUCAUGUUUUCGCUUCUCUUUUUAAUUAUUUCCCUUGUCUGCGUCAUUCUUUUUUCAUUAUGCUUUCUUUUCUUUCCUUUGUCACCCUACUUUGCUCUUUUCCUCUAA